UCCAGGGUGUCGGGUCGGCCCGUUCCGCGGCACGGCGCCACCUGCCCACCUGAGCGGGGUGCCGCUGGACCGGCCGGCACACCGCGCUCAGUCGGCCCCCGAACUCAGCGGCGCUCGCAGUCCACCUCUGAGCCCUGCACGAUGGCACUGCGCGCCCACUGUCUGCUGGCGGCCCUGCUGCUGCCGCUGGCCGCCCCCGCCCCCGCCCCCGCCUCGCCGGCCGAGAGGACCAACAUCGCGCAGAGGAAACAGAUCGCGGCGCCCGAGGUGCUGCUGAGAGCAACUGUGCCACCCGCAGGCGAGGUGACACAGAGCAUCGACGUCUCGACCCCCGACAGACCCUCACAGGCCCCGGUCAGGCCACAGCUGCCCGCUCCUGGCAGGCUCCUUACAAGCUCCGCGCAGCCUCAGCAGUCUUCCACGGCUCCGGUCAAGCCGUCGUGGUCCCGGUCAGACCACAUAACCCCCGACAGACCCUCACAGGCCCCGGUCAGGCCACAGCUGCCCGCUCCUGACAGGCUCCUUACAAGCCCCGCACAGCUCUAGCAGUCUUCCACGGCUCCGGUCAAGCCGUCGUGUUCCCGGUCAGACCACAUAACCCCCGACAGACCAUCACAGGCCCCGAUCAGGCCACCGCUGCCCGCUGACAGGCUCCUUACAAGCCCCGCGCAGCCCCAGCAGUUUUCCACGGCACCGGUCAAGCCGUUCUGGUCUCAGUCGGACCACCUAAACCCCGACAGACCCUCACAUGCCCCGAUCAGGCCACCGCUGGCAGGCUCUUUACAAGCCCCGCACAGCCUCAGCAGUUUCCCACGGCGCCAGGCCAGCCGUUCUAGUCUCAGUCAGACCACAUAACCCCCGACAGACCCUCACCGGCCCCGAUCAGGCCACAGCUGCCCGCUGCUCACAGGCUCUUUACAAGCCCCGCGCAGCCCCAGCAUUUCCCACGGCACCGGUCAUGCCAGCAAGGUCUCAGUCAGGCCACAUAACCCCCGACAGACCCUCACCGGCCCCGGUCAUGCCACAUCUGCCCGCUGCUCACAAGCUCUUUACAAGCCCCGCGCAGCCCCAGCAUUUCCCACGGCACCGGUCAUGCCGUCCUGGUCUCAGUCAGGCCACCUAGCCCCCGACAGACCAUCACAGGCCCCGAUCAGGCCACCGCUGCCCGCUGACAGGCUCCUUACAAGCCCCUCGCAGCCCCAGAAGUUUCCCACGGCACUGGUCAAGCCGUUCUGGUCUCAGACGGACCACCUAAACCCCGACAGAUCCUCACAUACCCCGAUAAGGCCACCGCUGGCAGGCUCCUUAUAAGCCCCGCACGGCUCCAGCAGUCUCCCACGGCUCCUGUCCAGCCGUCAUGAUCCCGGUCAGACCACAUAACCCCCGACAGACCCUCACCGGUCCCGGUCAGGCCACAGCUGCCCGCUCCUGACAGGCUCCUUAGAAGCCUCGCACAGCUCUAGCAGUCCUCCCGGGCCGGUUAGGUUGUCAUGCAUUGUAUGCACUAUAUUGUAUGUGUUGUAUUGCGCCCUCGUGAGCGAUCUGCGCAUUCGAGUUUCGUGGCGAUUACUGCUCUCAUGCCGUUCUGCGGCAAAAUAUUUUACCGUGACGUCGUACUUCCGAAGCUACAUUCCUGUGCAGACCGAAGAUGCCCGGAACGCGUUUGCACGGAAUACAUUUCGUCUUCGCAGUAAGCUACCAUCAGCGGUCGAUUCCAUAAAGGUGGCUAAAAAAAAAAAUAUCUGACCGUUUUCCGCCUAUUCUCUUUUGAAAGCUGAAUGGUAUUAUCGUAUUCUGUUACUAGCUAUGAUUUCCAUAGUGAUAAAAUGAACUGCAACCCAAGCACGCAGACAUACAGUUGGGGCAUAUUAGGCAUCGAGAGUGUUGUUACUUGGGGCGUAAAAUACCACGUGAUGUGAGAUAUUACCAAGAUAUGAAAUCGGCCGCGAGACAACAACUCGCAAGCCCCGAAACGACUACGGCCGCUUUCCUGCCGUUUGCUCACAUACUCCCUGCAAGCGUCGCACGGCCCCUGCAGUCCCCAAUCCCUCCCCGCUGUAGCUUAUUCUGCCCCUCUUGCCUCGUCCCGGCGAUCAGCGCCCCUUGUCCCAUCCCUUCCUUUCCUCUUCGGAAGAGGGUGCGCCGACGUAUCGGCCAGUCUCCCCCGCCUCCUCCCAAAUCGGCUCCCCAGGGGGUCGGGGGGAGGGAGUGUGACCCCGAGACACCUGCGCGACGACCGUCAGUUCCCUACCCGAGCGACCGCCUCGCCGGGGCGUGUCUCGGCCGCGGUCACUGUCCAUUGUCCUGUCACGUAGCGGCGCGGGUGGAAACGCUGGGGGGGGGGGGGGGCAACCGAGCCGCCCCGCUGAGGGCCAUUCUGCUGGACCGCGCCGCGGGUUCUGCCAGGCGGCGGCAGCUGCCCAUCGCACUGCUCGCCCUCUCGUGCGACUCGCGCCGCCACCACAUACCGUAACACUGCACCCUCCUCAGACGCAUAAAUCAGCGUCGGCUAGACGGCGUCCCCAGGCACGCAACUGGGUCGCGCCGCGUCCAGCCGGUCGCGUCCCGCUAACUACCCGGAACGAGAAACUGCACGUUCCUCCUCCGUGCGCACCUAUUCGCGGUGACGUCGCGGUUUUUCAGGAGCGCGCUGUAACCUCCGUGUUGUUCAACACUUGGAAAAAAAUGGUAACAGCGGCACAUAACUCGAGAACCAACAAAGCCACAGCGCCGCGGAAGAGCGCAUUCGAUAGCACUUUUAACCCUCUUUCCGGAUUGCGUCCUCAGAUUUGACCCCCAUGCCCACGGUCAGGCCUCUAGAGGGCAAAAAAAAAAAACAACGAAAUAACUGGUUUACAGAAAAUGUUUUUUUUUUCAACCACCUUGACUCAGUAGAGCCACGACAUUACUUUUCAAGCAUCGUACUCCUCUCGUCGAGACGAGUCGACAGACCAUAAGUUAACUCCUAAAUGUUAACUUGAAAAUUUGACUGCUGGUCAAGGUCAUGACCCGACCGUAAAAGUUCCCGGCUAACCAGCCGACCGCUCCCGGCUCACCAGCCGACCACUCCCGGCUCACCAGCCGACCGCUCCCGGCUCACCAGCCAACCACUCCCGGCUCACCAGCCGACCACUCCCGGCUCACCAGCCGACCACUCCCGGCUCCCCAGCCGCCCACUCCCGACUUACCAGCCGACCACUCCCGGCUUACCAGCCGACCACUCCCGGCUUACCAGCCGACCACUCCCGGCUCACCAGCCGACCACUCCCGGCUUACCAGCCGACCACUCCCGGCUCACCAGCCGACCACUCCCGGCUCACCAGCCGACCACUCCCGGCUUACCAGCCGACCACUCCCGGCUUACCAGCCGACCGCUCCCGGCUCACCAGGCGACCACUCCCGGCUUACCAGCCGACCACUCCCGGCUCACCAGCCGACCACUCCCGGCUUACCAGCCGACCACUCCCGGCUUACCAGCCGACCACUCCCGGCUUACCAGCCGACCACUCCCGGCUCACCAGCCGACCACUCCCGGCUUACCAGCCGACCACUCCCGGCUUACCAGCCGACCGCUCCCGGCUCACCAGCCGACCACUCCCGGCUUACCAGCCGACCGCUCCCGGCUCACCAGCCGACCGCUCCCGGCUCACCAGCGGCCGUACCGGCCGAAUCACCCAACCACACUCUACCCCCAGUUAUGCUCACUCACCUCCCAUGUCCUUCCUCUUCUCUCGUCUGUGAACAGGGGUGUUCACGGGCACCGCACACUGCUGCGUGCGGUGUGU
Messenger RNA from Amphibalanus amphitrite, 3785 nucleotides. RefSeq names its product predicted GPI-anchored protein 58. The record is from RefSeq and is a predicted model, not a curated record. Bases 142 to 546 code for a protein of 134 amino acids. Lineage: Eukaryota; Metazoa; Arthropoda; Thecostraca; Balanomorpha; Balanidae. The transcript is spliced from 2 exons.